Oncorhynchus nerka (sockeye salmon) is the source of this 5279-nucleotide messenger RNA. RefSeq lists its product as uncharacterized. Gene Ontology annotation, molecular function: transcription cis-regulatory region binding; protein dimerization activity; nuclear receptor activity. The transcript has 11 exons. The record is from RefSeq and is a predicted model, not a curated record. Gene Ontology annotation, cellular component: aryl hydrocarbon receptor complex; nucleus. NCBI's taxonomy places the organism in Eukaryota, Metazoa, Chordata, Actinopteri, Salmoniformes, Salmonidae. Bases 323 to 3448 code for a protein of 1041 amino acids. Gene Ontology annotation, biological process: response to xenobiotic stimulus; xenobiotic metabolic process; regulation of transcription by RNA polymerase II.
CCCUUUUAGGGUCUCGGGUCGAGCUUGCUUUGAAGAACAGACUGGACAAUUUUCACGUCUGAAGGACUGAAGUGGAGAUUUGGUGACUUUGGAGUGGACAAAUAGGAGUAGGACCACCGUCAGACCAACGUUUUAUCGACCGCAAAACAACAGAGCAAAUAGCCAAGGGCGUUUGGACCAGCAGAAAGUAUGCGAACUUCUCUGUUCGCAUUUGGAACUGUCGGCUACUUCAUGUGUGUUUUGCGUUUAAUGUUCGUUACGCGGAUAAACUGCGGAGGAAAACUUAAACUUGAUUGAUUUGUAUUUAUUUUGAAAAGUCACCAUGUUGGGGGAUGAGGGGAUCUAUGCGGCGAAGAAGAGGAAGAAACCCGUCCAGAAAAGUCUGAACCCUGCUCCAGGGGACGGUGUGGUGAUGACCAACCCAUCUAAACGUCACCGGGACCGUCUGAACGGGGAGCUGGACCGGCUGACUGGCCUUCUGCCCUUCUCCCAAGAGGUCAGGGGUCGGCUGGACAAACUGUCCGUCCUCCGGCUCAGUGUGGGAUACCUCAAGGUCAAGAGCUUCUUCCAUGCGACCCUCCAGAAGAAGAGUGAGUGUCCGGCCGCCCUCGUCAGUGGGAACGGGAGGAACGGAUGGACAUCCACUUCUAUAGACGGAGUCAGCCUCUCAGAGGGAAACCUACUGCUGCAGGCCCUGAAUGGUUUUGUCCUGGUGGUGACCACUGAUGGCUCCAUCUUCUACGCCUCUCCAACCAUCCAGGACUACCUGGGCUUCCACCAGUCUGAUGUGGUGCACCAGAGUGUGUACGACCUGAUCCACAUAGAUGACAGAGCCAUGUUCCGGUGUCAGCUUCACGUCGCUCUCAACCCCAACCAGAACGACUCAGAGGCCGCACCAGACGCCAGGCAAUCUAGCAGCAGGCCUCAUGGUGAGUCUAUGAGCUACCUGCCCCAGCACAUCCCUCCAGACAACAGCUUCUUCCUAGAGAGAAGCUUCUGCUGUCGCUUCCGCUGUCUGCUAGACAACACCUCCGGCUUCCUGGCGUUGAAGUUCCAGGGGCGUCUGAAGUAUGUGUGUGGUCAGGGGAGGCUGGCGGAUGACGGGGCCACGACCCCCGCUCAGCUGGCCCUCCUUGCCAUCGCUGUGCCCCUGCAGCCCCCGGCUGUCAUGGAGAUCAGGACCAAGACUCUCCUCUUCCAGACCAAACACAGACUGGACUUCGCCCCCAUGGGUAUAGACACCAGAGGUAAAGUGGUGCUGGGUUACUCUGAGACAGAGUUGGUCACUAGAGGCUCAGGUUACCAGUUCAUCCAUGCUGCUGACAUGAUGUACUGCGCAGACAACCACCUCAAAAUGAUAAAAACAGGAGAGACUGGUUUCACCAUUUUUAGGCUGCUGACUAAGGCAGGUGUGUGGGUGUGGGUUCAGGCCAACGCCAGGGUCGUCUUCAAGGCAGGGAGACCCGACUUCAUCGUCGUUCGACAGAAAGCCCUGACGAACCAGGAGGGCGAGGAGCACCUGCGUCAGCGGAGAAUAGAGCUUCCCUUCAACUUUGCCACUGGGGAGGCUCUGCUGUAUGAGUCCUGUUCCUCUCUGGAUACUGCCGUUAUGCCUCCAGGACCACCCAUCCCCCCAGGCCUCACUCCCCCAGGCUCCAGCCCUGAGGACAAGCACCUGGACCCUGCCUCUCUCCUGGGGUCCCUACUCUGUCAAGACCGCUCUGUUUACACUCAGUCCCAGGACCCUAGCCUGGACCUCCAGGACCUUUCCCCGGACUUAGACCUAGCCUUCCCUCAGGACCAGGACCCAGGCCUGGAGAGAGCCUUCCUGGACAGCCACGCUCUGCUGAGUGUCCCCGGUGAGGUCCAGGGUCCCCAUAGGGCCAGAUUGGUAGACCCCACAGCCCAAACCAUGAUGGACUCUCUGGGGGAGAUCCUGGGGAAGAUGGGGACGGAGGGCCUGGAGGGGCUGAGGUUGAAGGAGACAGAGCUGAGGGAGUGGGAGAGCACCCUCUUCAGGAUCAACAUGGAACAGCAGGAUGUGACGGGGAAGCUGGAUGAUAUCUUAGCCAAUGAUGUGUUCUCGUACGUGGAGGAGGCUCUGAUGAGGGAGAAUGAUGGUGGAUGUGUGAUAGGCAGCUUGAGACAGGCCACUGAGCCAAUAAACAGACUCCCUGCUCACAACACUGCCAAUCCGAACACACUGGGCGUGUUCCCUCCCUCCCAGAGUUCCUUAUUGCCAGGCAACAAGGGCUUCAAUGGCGGGAACGGCUCACACAGUGAGAACCGAUGGCAGAUGGGUGGUCCACACAUGACCUCUAAACUCAACAGCUAUGAAGAGCAGAGGCUGCUGGGUAAUGGAGUUGUUAGUGGCGUGGCGCACGGGGUGGGGUGUAGUCCUGGGAUUGUUAGAGAGCCACACAGCGUUGUAAACACAAACAUACUACCCAAGGCUGCUCACACGUUUGCAGGGCAACGGACUCAAGGAAGUGGCAACCGAACGGUCCCACAACCAUCCCAUAUUAACAACCAACCGGAGUCCUGGAUACCCUCCAUCCAAAAUAUUAUCCUUAAUAACCACAGCCCUGUUCCUCUCCCAAACUUCUACAAUAUUCUCCCUGAGGCCUUUGACCAAACCAUGCAGCCCAGCCUGGAGUUAUACCACUCUGGGACUGGAGAUGCAAAAAGGCAGUUCUCAGGGCAGCCCUGUCCGGGUCCUUCAUACCAGGACCCAAGGCAGCCUUGGCAACAGCCACGGCAAAGUACACAAUGGCAACCUUGGCAGAUACCACAGUGUUUUCCAGCAAAGCCAGUAAAUGGACUCUGUCACACACACCCCAAACACACCACACACAUACCGUCCAAUAACGCAUCCAGAACUCAAACACUCUCCGGCAACUGUAUGUUUGAAAAAAGGCCUUCAAAUAUCAGUGGCCUUACACCUGCCCAAAACAGGUCACACAGUCCCAUACCUGCCCCAACUCAGUCCAAUGGACCCAGACCCACUCCCAUUCUUUCCAAUGACUGUAGAAUCAGCUUCUCUACCCAGGCCCCCAAAUUCUUUGUGCCUUACCCUGAAGCAUCUCUAAUCCCAAGACCUUCUUACCCCCAAACCUCCAUUCCUAACCCAACCUACCCCACAGCCGCCAUCCCUAACCCCAUCCCUGCCCAAUCCAAAGGGGCUCAGCCAGGGGAGGGCAUGGCAGCUCUCCCUGCCUGGUCUGGGGCUCCAUACCUGGGCAUGAAGCAUCUCCCAGGCCCCUUUCCCAGCCCCCAGCUGGUUCCCCGGAGCUCCAGGGGGGAUGGCAGCUGUAAUAAUCCCAGUGAAGGGAGCUUGACGCUGGGUGAGAGGGGGUUGGAAGGCAGCCUUUUUUCUGGAUGUCCGAUGCCAGGAUUUCCUCCUGAGAACGGAUCUGUACAGUCAUCUUUAUUCUACACAGGUCCCUAGCAGUUCCAAACGGUGAUGUGGAUCCUUUUCUCUUCACUGGCCUGGCUAACAGAACCACCAACAUCUCCUAGACUCUAGAACUUAGAGGAAUACAACAAACCAUCUCCACCGUGGCACCAUCAACAUCUCCUGGAGGAAUACAACAAACCAUCUCCACCGUGGCACCACCAACAUCCCCUGGAGGAAUACCACAAACCAUCUCCAACCGUUGCACCACCAACAUCUCCUGGCGGAAUACAACAAACCAUCUCCACCGUGGCACCACCAACAUCUCCUGGAGGAAUAGAACAAACCAUCUCCACCGUGGCACCACCAACAUCUCCUGGAGGAAUACAACAAACCAUCUCCACCGUGGCACCACCAACAUCUCCUGGAGGAAUAGAACAAACCAUCUCCACGUGGCACCAUCAACAUCUCCUGGAGGAAUACAACAAACCAUCUCCACCGUGGCACCACCAACAUCCCCUGGAGGAAUACCACAAACCAUCUCCACCGUGGCACCACCAACAUCUCCUGGAGGAAUACAACAAACCAUCUCCACCGUGGCACCACCAACAUCUCCUGGAAGAAUACCACAAACCAUCUCCACCGUGGCACCAUCAACAUCUCCUGGAGGAAUACAACAAACCAUCUCCACUGUGGCACCAUCAACAUCUCCUGGAGGAAUACAACAAACCAUCUCCCCCGUGGCACCAUCAACAUCUCCUGGAGGAAUACAACAAACCAUCUCCACUGUGGCACCAUCAACAUCUCCUGGAGGUAUACAUUUCAACAACACUAAGCACAUAUCCAAGCCCAGACUUGAACCUGAUCGAACAUCUCUGGAGAGACCUGAAAAUAGCUGUGCAGCGACGCACCCCAUCCAACCUGACAGAGUUUGAGAGGAUCUGCAGAAAAGAAUGGGAGAAACUCCCCAAAUACAGGUGUGCCAAGCUUGUAGCAUCAAACCCAAGAAGACUCGAGGCUGUAAUCACUGCCAAAGGUGCUUCAACAAAGUACUGAGUAAAGGGUCUGAAUACAUAUGUACAGUAAAUUUAAUAUUUCAAUUUUUGCUUUAUCAUUAUGGGGUAUUUGUGUAGAUUGGAGGGGAAUUUUAAAAAAAAAAUCAUUUUAGAAUAAGGCUGUAACGUCACUGUGGAAUUAGUCAAGGGGUCUGAACACUUUCCGAAUGCACUGAAUAUAAUAAUUUAAAUAGAAAAGAACGGAUUGAUGCGUCAAAUGUUGUUUUGUAUAUCAGUUCAUAAACAUGAUCCCAUGGUACUGAGACAUCAAAAAUCAAGAUCCUAAAUGACCUGGCUCCCCCUCCACUCAGUAUUUUUGUUAAACAGAAAACCCAAACAAAUGGCAGCAGAUCCACAAGGUCUGCCAUGAGAGGUGACUGUAUAGUGCCCUUAAGGAAAAGCACCUUUUUAGUAAAUCCGCUUUCUCUGUGAUAGCUUCCCUUGUCAGGAAUACACUGCCAUCAGACACACAUAACUGCACCACAUAUCACACUUUCACAAAAUGCAUGAAGACAUCGUUAAAGGUCAAUCAGAUUUGUGAACAUAAUCCCUAGCUGUGUAUUGCCGCUUUCCAUGUUGUCUGUUGUCUGUAGCUUGUGAGAUGUGGAAACACUUUGUUGCUUUUAUGAAUUUUGUCUUGCUGCUUUUUGUUCUAUGUUGCUCUGUCUGUAUGCUAUGUCUUGCUUGUCCUAUGUUGCUCUGCGUGUGCUUACUGCUCAAUGAUUGUCUAUAUUGUAAUAGUUUUUAGCCGGCUGGCUAAAUCCGGCACUUUUACAGAAACGUUGAUUAAUAUGAACUGUCCCUGUAAAAAUAAACUCAACUCAAUUCAA